This is a messenger RNA of Achroia grisella, 785 nucleotides long. Its product is annotated as mitochondrial import inner membrane translocase subunit TIM14. Lineage: Eukaryota; Metazoa; Arthropoda; Insecta; Lepidoptera; Pyralidae. Gene Ontology annotation, biological process: protein import into mitochondrial matrix. The record is from RefSeq and is a predicted model, not a curated record. Gene Ontology annotation, cellular component: PAM complex, Tim23 associated import motor. The coding region runs from base 160 to 519 and encodes 119 amino acids. Gene Ontology annotation, molecular function: ATPase activator activity. The transcript is spliced from 3 exons.
UCUGUGUUUUGUCUUUCUGAAAUGUCGUUUUUGUAAUGUAAUAUAUAUUUUUUUCAAUAUAUUGUAAUAAUUUAUUGGAGAAAAGUUCCAAAAUGUAUUAAAAAUAAUUUCAUAAUAACUUACAGUUGUUUCUAGCACAGUCCAAAUAAAUAAAAAAAUAUGGCCAGUACAAUUAUUGUAGCAGGUUUAGGAAUGGCUGCAGUUGGUUUUGCAGGCCGCUAUGUACUUAGACAAAUCCCUAAUGCUUCAGUAAAAUUUUCUGAAGCUAUGAAGAAUUUGCCUAGGUUCGACAGCGAAACAUUGGCUAAUUCUAAAUAUUACAAAGGUGGAUUUGAACCUAAAAUGACGAAAAGAGAAGCGGCAUUAAUAUUGGGAGUCAGCCCCACUGCUGGUAAAGCAAAGAUAAGGGAUGCACACAGACGGGUCAUGUUACUGAAUCACCCAGACAGAGGAGGAUCACCUCUUAUUGCUGCAAAAAUUAAUGAAGCUAAAGAUGUCCUUGAAAGUGGUAAAUCAUAGUUACAUAAUAGACUGGUAUAUCAUUGUUAUUAUGUAAGUGGUAGUUUGUGGGUUACCUUCAAUCCAAGAAGAAAUGCAAUGUCAAGGACAUUAUUACUGAUAUUAGUUCAUUUUCCAGAAAUACCUUAGUUAGAACAUUUGUAGUAAUAAGUUGUUUUAUAAAAAUGUAAAAUAUGUCAAAAUAAAAAGUACUUUUGAAAGCCAGAAGUUUAAAAAAGUCAUUUUAAACUUCUGGCUUUUGGUAUGUUCAGUGUUUUGGUAUGGUU